Apodemus sylvaticus (European woodmouse) is the source of this 2654-nucleotide messenger RNA. It is a transcript of the gene Ppara, whose product is annotated as peroxisome proliferator activated receptor alpha. Gene Ontology annotation, molecular function: RNA polymerase II cis-regulatory region sequence-specific DNA binding; nuclear receptor activity; zinc ion binding. Gene Ontology annotation, cellular component: nucleus. The transcript has 8 exons. The coding region runs from base 295 to 1701 and encodes 468 amino acids. The record is from RefSeq and is a predicted model, not a curated record. Lineage: Eukaryota; Metazoa; Chordata; Mammalia; Rodentia; Muridae. Gene Ontology annotation, biological process: positive regulation of transcription by RNA polymerase II; hormone-mediated signaling pathway; negative regulation of inflammatory response.
CGGACGCUGCGGCCCCACGACAGGGGUGACAGGGGCGGAGGCAGCCGCUCGCGCCCCUCCUGGCGCCGCCUCCCCGGGCGUGCUUGGCCCUGCGGAGCGCAGCCUCAGGUGCCCGGGGGCUGGAGGGCACGCGCGAGGGCGGGAGCCAGGCGUCCCCUGUCCCGGGACAGUGAGCCAAGACUGAAGUUCAAGGCCUUCCCUGUGAACUGACAUUUGUGGCUGGUCAAGCUCAGGAACAAGACGUUGUCUUCACAGGUUGGUGCUCUGUGGCCUGCCUGGCCACAUCCGUCCGACAUGGUAGACACAGAGAGCCCCAUCUGUCCUCUCUCCCCACUGGAGGCAGAUGACCUGGAAAGUCCCUUGUCUGAAGAAUUCUUACAAGAAAUGGGAAACAUUCAAGAAAUUUCUCAGUCCAUCGGAGAGGAGAGUUCUGGAAGCUUUAGUUUUGCGGACUACCAGUACUUGGGAAGCUGUCCAGGCUCCGAGGGCUCUGUCAUCACAGACACCCUCUCUCCAGCUUCCAGCCCCUCCUCAGUCAGCUUCCCUGUGAUCCCUGCCAGCACGGAUGAGUCCCCUGGCAGUGCCCUGAACAUCGAGUGUCGAAUAUGUGGGGACAAGGCCUCAGGAUACCACUAUGGAGUCCACGCAUGUGAAGGCUGCAAGGGCUUCUUUCGGCGAACUAUUCGGCUAAAGCUGGUGUACGACAAGUGUGAUCGAAACUGCAAGAUUCAGAAAAAGAACCGGAAUAAAUGCCAGUACUGCCGUUUCCACAAGUGCCUGUCCGUCGGGAUGUCACACAAUGCAAUCCGUUUUGGAAGAAUGCCAAGAUCUGAGAAAGCAAAACUGAAGGCAGAAAUUCUCACCUGUGAACACGAUCUAAAAGAUUCAGAAACUGCAGACCUCAAAUCUCUGGCCAAGAGAAUCCACGAAGCCUACCUGAAGAACUUCAACAUGAACAAGGUUAAGGCCCGGGUCAUACUCGCGGGAAAGACCAGCAACAACCCGCCUUUUGUCAUACAUGACAUGGAGACAUUGUGUAUGGCCGAGAAGACGCUUGUGGCCAAGAUGGUGGCCAAUGGCGUCGAAAACAAGGAGGCAGAGGUCCGAAUCUUCCACUGCUGCCAGUGCAUGUCCGUGGAGACUGUCACAGAGCUCACAGAAUUUGCCAAGGCUAUCCCGGGCUUUGCGAACUUGGACUUGAAUGACCAAGUUACCUUGCUAAAGUACGGUGUGUAUGAAGCCAUCUUCACCAUGCUGUCCUCCUUAAUGAACAAAGACGGGAUGCUGAUCGCGUACGGCAAUGGCUUCAUCACACGAGAGUUCCUGAAGAACCUGAGGAAGCCGUUCUGUGACAUCAUGGAACCCAAGUUUGACUUCGCUAUGAAGUUCAACGCCCUAGAACUGGAUGACAGUGACAUUUCCCUGUUUGUGGCUGCUAUAAUUUGUUGUGGAGAUCGGCCUGGCCUUCUAAACAUAGGCUACAUUGAGAAGCUGCAGGAGGGGAUUGUGCAUGUGCUCAAGCUCCACCUGCAGAACAACCAUCCGGAUGAUACCUUUCUCUUCCCAAAACUCCUUCAAAAAAUGGUGGACCUUCGGCAGCUGGUCACGGAGCAUGCGCAGCUCGUGCAGGUCAUCAAGAAGACCGAGUCGGACGCAGCGCUGCACCCACUAUUGCAGGAGAUCUACAGAGACAUGUACUGAUUUUUUUUUUCCUGAGAUGGCAGGGUCAUUGCCACUGUUCAGGGACCUCUGAGGUCUGCGGCCCCAUAGAGGAGAGCAGGGAUUUGCACAGACGGUGUCCCUCCAAUCCUUGGAGACGAAGAGAACUGAGCCUAGGUAAUGCAGGCUCUUCCCACGCCCUUAUGUUCUGAAUGGACACUUCUAAGACUACCUGCUACCGAAAUGGGGGUGAUCAGACACUAAUAGGAUUCAGACAAUUACAGACAAUGGCAGUCCCCAGUCUGAUCUUAACUGGCCCGUUGUUAAUCACUGCCCAGCAUUCUACAUUGCAUUUAUAAUUCGCCAUUAAUUAACGGGUAACUUCAAAGUCCGAGCGGUCUAUUCCUUCCUGCCGUCCUUCUGGCUGCUGUGUGCACUCUCAUAGAUCCCUGAAAACUAAUCUGCACUUUUUAACCUUUAAAAACCUACAAGUCAAGGUGUGGCCCAAGGUUGGCCAUUUAAACGUGGCACAAAAAAAAAAUGUUUAUUGGGAAGAUUUCACUUGUGUUUCCUGGCUCUAAGAACAAGAGCUGGCUUCUGAGAACAUUCAAGAAUAGUUUGAUAAGAUAUCCCAUCAUUCUGUGGUCUCACUGUUCCUGAGUGUGUAACUGACUCGUGGGGGUAAAAAAAAUUUUUUUUUCAGAUUCAUGUAGAAGAUUCACAGAAAGUUACAUCUCAAGAAGCCUUAGGAGGCCUUUAUCUGUCUGACAGAUAAAGACCAUGAGCCCUGAGCGCCUAGUUCUGCACCUCCGCUCAUGUCAGACCCUCAGCAUGUGGGUCUGACAGCAAUAUCAGAGGUAGAUUCACAAAAGAUCUGUAAAUGCUCCUCCAGCCCUGCCCCCUUCGGCAGCUCCUUUGAUAUGACACUUUACUGCUUUAAAAAACAAAAACAACUCUUGGUGAUAAGAUGCGCUCUCUCUCUCUCUCUCUCUCUC